Penicillium arizonense is the source of this 354-nucleotide messenger RNA. RefSeq lists its product as uncharacterized. The record is from RefSeq and is a predicted model, not a curated record. Lineage: Eukaryota; Fungi; Ascomycota; Eurotiomycetes; Eurotiales; Aspergillaceae. The coding region runs from base 1 to 354 and encodes 117 amino acids. The transcript has a single exon.
AUGUUGAUCCCAAGUAUGUUCAUAUUCUGUCCCACCGGUGAGCCCCUUCUUGAACAGUCGAGCCGGCGCGGAGCCGUCCACUGGGUCACUGUCACUUUUACUUCGGAGGAGCAGAAACUGGCCGAUGUCUUUCUGAUGGAAAUCAUAGAAAAGGCCUGUCGCAACGGACGGGCGAUGAUCGCCUUGUCCCCUAUGCAUCACGAUGGUCUUAACUGUCUGUCCCUCCCUGUUUACGGUGCUAACCUUUCUGAUGCGGAGAUCCUUUCCUUUGCCUCACACAAUGCUUGGCUGAGGUACAAGGAUAUCUUGGAUGGCUUGGUUCGUAUUGACCGGGACCGUAUUUUUGGUAGUUGA